Molecule: messenger RNA, 537 nt
Organism: Suillus fuscotomentosus
Lineage: Eukaryota; Fungi; Basidiomycota; Agaricomycetes; Boletales; Suillaceae
Product: ribosomal protein L37ae
Exons: 6
Coding region: 77-355 (92 amino acids)
Biological process (GO): translation
Cellular component (GO): ribosome
Molecular function (GO): structural constituent of ribosome
Source: RefSeq, a predicted model, not a curated record
AUUUCCCACAACCCAUUACCGCUUGUACUCUGUCACCGUCUAGUACUCCUCCUCAUCAAGACCUCUACCCCUCAACAUGACAAAACGUACACGCAAAGUUGGUGUGACCGGAAAAUAUGGUACCCGCUACGGUGCUUCGCUUCGUAAACAAGUAAAAAAGAUGGAGAUAACACAGCACGCCCGGUACACCUGCACCUUCUGCGGCAAGGACUCCGUGAAGCGUACCGCCGUUGGUAUCUGGAAUUGCAGCUCCUGCAGAAAGACGAUCGCUGGUGGGGCAUGGACAGUAUCGACGACUGCGGCUGCUACCGUACGGAGCACCGUUCGUCGUCUGCGGGAGUUGACGGAGGCAUAGAUCAAAUAUUAUCGCUUAUUUUCUUCAUUUGUUCCAUACAAGAGUACCGAUCGCCUUCGGACGUAGCGAGUGUUUUCACAGUGAAUUACAAUAACAGGUGUCUGUAUACUACGUUCGCUGUAUUCUUCUCCCUCGCUUCUGCAAGAAAUAGCGCCCGAAUGUCUCUUCAACAUCGUACUCGU